Messenger RNA from Daldinia caldariorum, 1246 nucleotides. RefSeq lists its product as uncharacterized. The transcript has 2 exons. NCBI's taxonomy places the organism in Eukaryota, Fungi, Ascomycota, Sordariomycetes, Xylariales, Hypoxylaceae. The coding region runs from base 463 to 1110 and encodes 215 amino acids. The record is from RefSeq and is a predicted model, not a curated record.
AAGCCCUUACCGGUGUUCUGGAAAAUGGCGGCUAGGCACGUGGCAGGAAGCAGGAUAAUACGCCUUAGCCGCAAUGCUUAACUUCGGCCGGGAUGUCCUAUGAUAGGAACUCCAGAUGGCGUAGCAGGUGGAUUCCUUCAUAUUCUUCUCUCAGUCUUUGGUGGUGUGAACGAAGGUGAAAGAAAAUUGUCUCUGCGAAGUCAAUGGAGUGGCUCAUCAUUUUCUCCAGAAAACUCCUCCUCUGACCAACACGAGGACAGGCAUGCUGGAGGCCUUCUAGAGGAACAAAUUCUGAGUCUUAUAAGUUGCUCAAACACGCCCGCCAAAAUGGCACUGCUGCAAGAUGUUUAACAAGGCAUCCGAGUCGUCCAAGCACCUCCUUAUUCAAACCGCCCUCGAGGUUUCUCCGACGCAAACAAUAAAGCUAGAAAAGUCUUGUCGCAUCCCAAGACUAAUUCUAAAAUGAGUCGCUCGGAGGUCCAACCAUGCACCUUUCCAGACAUUGCAGUUUCGUAUCGAGUUUACAUUCUUGAUGAUAUUUUAGCGGAGCCCCAGGAAAUAGUCCACGAUUGGACUCGAAAUCUUCUAUACAUCAGUCAGCGGCAUCGACAGGGUAACAACUUUGCACCUAUCGAAUUCUUUAGCGAAAUCCACAUUUUUGAUAUCUCAACCGGCGACAUUACUGCCUCGAUCGAUAUCAGCCCUUACGCAGGACCACAUUGCAUAGAGCUAGAUACAUCUUGUAGCUACCUCUACGUUUAUGUUACCGGAGGGGCUAUUUGGGUCGACCUCAAGUCCAGAACAGUCACCAACUUCGAGCUUGCACAGGGGAGAAGGAGUGGGGAAAGGACCAUAGAAAAGUUCAUUGCUGAAGUUGAUCUGAGGUCUGGGAAGAUGAGGCAGAGAAUCAACGUCCCAGAAGAAAAUAUAAACUCCAGCGAUGGGCGGCACAUAAGCUUCCCUACCACUGCGAUUCGAUUUGCGAGUCGGUCAUCAAGCAGCAGACUACCCGUUAUGGACGUUGCGAAUGAUCACGUUGUCGAUGCUAUCAAAGCCAAAUUCCCGGUUAAGGCGAUCUACAUCACAUCUAAGAAUAUUAUGCUAGUUUGAAGUUGAAGCAUAGCACUUGGUUAUUUUAUGGGCUAAUACUUACUGUGGUUAUGACGGAAGAUAGGAGUUAUGGAGCACAAGAAUCAUUCUAUAUUAGCAUGGAGGGGACGUAGUGCUUGUCAUUAUUUGUGAUAGA